GUCCCGAGUCGGGCUCUCUGCUCAGCGGGGAGCCUGCUUCCUCCGCUCUCUCUCUGCCUGCCUCUCUGCCUGCUUGUGAUCUCUCUCUGUCAAAUAAAUAAAUAAAAUCUUAAAAAGAUAAAGAAAUAAAAAAGAUUCUCUGCCUCUGCCCAACCACACCCCCCCACACAUUCUCUUUCAAAUAAGAAUUCUUUAAAAGGAGAUGAAAGUAAGAAAAACCUGAAAAAAAUAAACAAAAGCCUACAAAAUAAAAAUACAAAGAAUGCUACCUAGUGAUUUCCCUGAGCUCUGCAGCUUUGCAGCCCUCUCUGAUCAGUGAACUUGAGAGGGGUGAGCUGUUCGUGAUGGCCUUCUAGGGGAGGGGCUCUUGCCCUGAUCCUCAGGGGGACUUCCCCUGGUGCAACUGCAGCUGGCCCAAGCAGCAGAGACGGGCCCUGGGUUCCAGCAAGUGCCGCUGUUUUACUCCCUGAAGGCUUGCAGCACCAAUGGCUGAGGUGACUGUCACCGCACCCUGCUCCCUACCGUGGAGCUGAAAAUUCACACCCAGCUCUUCAGUGAGCCCGCACAGAAAAAAACGUUCCACCGGUCUUAUCUCCUCGGAUUCUGUCAGAACUCUGCGUUCACCCUGCCAGGGACGAGGCAUUUUUAUCGUAGGCGCGUGACUGAGUUCCAAUUCCAAUUGUUUUGUUUUGUUUUAUUUUUAAAGAUUUUAUUUAUUUGAGUGAGGGAGUGCAUGAGAGCGGAGAAGGUCAGAUGGAGAAGCAGACUCCCCAUGGAGCUGAAGCCCUAUGUGGGAUUCGAUCCCAGGAAUCCGGGAUCAUGACCUGAGCUGAAGGCAGUUGCUUAACCAGCAGAGCCACCCAGGAGGUGGGAACCACCCACUCCAGGUUCUAUGGAUUCCAGUGACACAGACCAACACCAGACCUGCGAGGUGUCAGAGGUCUCACCAAGCUCCUGCUUCUUCUGGACCUCUCCCAGGAAAGUGAUCACCCAACUAUGCUGUGAUUCGGAGUACAGGGCUUUACAGAGUAGAAAGCCAGGACAUAGCUUCAUGGUUUUCAGCCAUUUUCCCUAACUGAUGUCUGGGAACUCUGAAGCAUUCGGGCCCCACCUGGUCUUCUGGGGACCACCGGGAUCCUGAGAUCAUGCUGUCACCCCUGGGAUAUCACCCCACUUCACCCCUUGAACACUUUUAAGCCAGGAUUGUCCCAGACAGGGGUAGACACCUAAGUGUUUCAAUCAUGCACCUGGCUGUCGAUGGAAACUUUGCAGUAGGCUCCUUCAGCUAUUAUCCAACCUAUGCCUGUGGACAUCUGAUAGAAAGACAUGCUGGAAUCAUCCGUAUUUUGCAGAGAAGGGACCAUCCCUGUCAGGCACAACGGCUUAUCUAAGGUCCAAACCAGAAGUUGGCUGAAACCACCCCCGCGAUGCCUCAGGAUGUUUCGAGGGAGACGCCAUAAGAACGCUCCAGAGGACAUGGUGCAGGAGCUGAAUGUCGACAUCCGCUGCUCUCCUUCCCCGAAGAACAAGAAGCCACACAGGGCCAACAGAGUCUGGCGCUGGCUCAGGGGGGAAAAUGGCUCAACGAGGAAGAGGAAUAAGACCUUGAUAGUAUGGAACACUCGUGCCAGUUCAUUGGGGGCCGGAAUAGAUUACCUGGUGACUGCCGUCCUAAAACAAGAUCUAAACUAUGUUCACACGUUUCUGGAAAUAUACCGCAGCUUUGCUACCACCCAGGAGGUGCUGGGCCUCCUCUUUGCAAGAUUCGGAUGUGUUUACUCCACGUAUGACGAGGUCGGCGGACCCCAGGACCAGCGCAACAUGGCCGUCUAUGCCAUCCUGGAUAUGUGGGUGGAAAGCUACAUCACCGGCCCCAGAGCCAGAUCAGGAUGUGUCUCGGGAAGUUGUUCCAGCAGCCACUCUGGCACCCGCUGCACCUCUGGAGCCUGAGCUGGCCCCCGCCAUCCCUGCUGCGGCAGCUCACUAUGGAUUGGGAAGACCAGUGACCCCCCCUGACCCGUUGGGGCCAGGGCAGAUGGUCGUCAGGGCCCUCGUUCACUUCUCUGUCACGGAAGAGCCACCUGACCUUUUGACUUUCCUGGAUGACCAGCAGGGUCCUGCCCACGAGAUGCCGCCCCCUGCCUCCGUGGAGCAAGCAGGCUCCGCUCCUGAGCAGCACCUCGUGCUUGCUACAACCAGAAAGCAUGUCUUUCCCAUCGCCCUCGUUGCUUUAUUUGUAUUUCUUCUGUUUUGUGUAUAUGUAUAUAAUUACAUACUAGAUUUAAUUAAAUAAAGUAGAAUUUGAGUUUACAUAA
This is a messenger RNA of Mustela lutreola (European mink), 2315 nucleotides long. RefSeq names its product ral guanine nucleotide dissociation stimulator-like. The transcript has 8 exons. The record is from RefSeq and is a predicted model, not a curated record. Bases 1327 to 1950 code for a protein of 207 amino acids. NCBI's taxonomy places the organism in Eukaryota, Metazoa, Chordata, Mammalia, Carnivora, Mustelidae.